GACCUAUUUUCAGAACCUAUAAACAUCCUAUACACUAUAGUGUGUAUGUAUAUUUUUAAGUUCUGCUGAAUUUAAAUACCAAAAUUUGAAUAAUUAGAUGGAUCAUUCACGAAAGUUUGUACAUGUACACAAUAUUUGCAACAAAUUAUUUUAAUUAGUCGGAAGUUGUCGUGAAGCGAUCGUAAUAUUACGUAAGCGUGUGGACGUGUCAACAACAUUUGCCAACACAACCAUAUAUUCCACAUUUUUAUUCAAACGUUUGUAUUAUUUCACAAAACUGGAGAUUUUUUCACAGUCAUGGAACUGAAAACUAUUAUUCUUAUCGGUGGACCUCAAAAAGGUAGUAUUAAACAUGUGAUAAUUGCUUAUUUUGCAUACCGAAUAUGAAAAUUAUACAGUACUAUGAGAUAUCUAUGAUUCCAAUCAUUGGGAUGCUGGUAUUGUAAAUAUUUUUAACCUUAGCUUUUGACAGGCACGAAAUUUAUUUAAUGCAUUCCAUAGAAAUAGUGGUUUAAAUUCAUGCCAUAAUUUCCUUGGUAUUAACUUUAUUUCAGUUGUCUUGUUUAUAUAUACUGUAUAUUUUCAACAGAAAUAUGUCUGACAUUUUACCAUCGAAUAAAAUGGUAAAAUGCACUUAUUUUGACCUGGAUAUAAAGUUUAAUGGUAAAGAUUUGACUACCACUACCUCUUACUGGUCUAAUACGCAAUCGAUUGGUUAAUUGACCAUUUGCGUAAUAGACUAAAUUUUGAUCUAAACAAGUCUAGACAAAAAUUUCAUCACAGCUUGAAAGAGCAUCACAAUUAAAUUAGUAAUAUUCCAAAGUUUCAUUGCGAAAUGUUGUAAAAUGUGGAAAAUAUAGCCUUGCGAAGUUUGCAAUUUUCAGUCAUUUUAGAUUACAAACGGGAAAUUGACAGCCUCAAAGGGUUUGGGGCUGUCAAUUUCCCAUCUGUAAUCUAAAAUGACUGAAAAUUGCAAACUUCGCAAGGCUAUAUUUUCCGCAUUUUACAACAUUUCGCAACGGAACUUUGGAAUAUUACUAAUUUUGUGAUGCUCUUUCAAGCUGUGAUGAAAUUUUUGUUGAGAUCAAAAUUUAGUCUAUUACGCAAAUGGUCAAUUGGAUAGAUAAAUUAAACAAUCGUUAAUGGUAGUGGAAAUCAAAAUCUUAAUGUACCUCUCUAAUUCUGUAUUGUCUAGCCCAAAACAUACACUAUAUAGUGUGCAAUCCGAAAAUGUCUUUUACAGGCUCAGAAAUUGGCCAUACUAAGCUCUCUAUAAGGGGCGACAUCCAUUAUUCAAGUUGCCACGCAAAAUGUCAAAUUGUCAUUUUGGGCAGGUAGGUGCAGAGUUUGAACGGACAGCGUGCAAUGUGUAACUUGCACAUCAUUUUGGCCCAUGUGCAAACUACAUUUUGCAAGCUAUGAAAUGAAGGCCAAACUAUCGGAUUUUCAAACUAUCGGAUUAUGGCUGAAAAUACAGUAUCAAUAUUCAAGAAAUUCACACAAAAUGCCACCAUUUUUUAGAUAGAAACAUCAAUUUGACAUAGCAACUUGAACAUGGACGUCGCCCCUAGAAAGGUCAUGCAGACAUGCACAGUAACCCUACAGGCAAUACUGAAACCUGCUUCAAACCACCAUGUUAUAACCAAGGCCAUAGCAAAGAGGAUAAAGAAGGGGGGGGGGGGUGUAGUAUCGCAUUUGCUGAUAACAUUUCAGUCGCUAAUGGGGUGGGAGAGAUUGUAAAAUUUUUCCGGAUAUUUCGUAAUUUUUUCGGAAAUCCGAAAAAUUUUUCCAGACAUCAUAAUUUGUUAAAUUUUUCCAUAAUUUUCGUAAAUUUGGCAAAAUUUUUGCUAUAACAAUUACUUUUUUAAUUAAUCCAAGCCACUUAUAAUAAAUAUUUUUGCUGACUACGAAAACAAUUUGCCGAUAAAUCUGUUAUGUUGCUGACAAGACGUUUUCAUGGGGGUGUCACACUCUAUAGCGAUGGCCCUGGUAUAACCCAUUGAGCACCAAGUGCUCUACCCUUGAAGAGUAAAAUCACGGGACAAUGCAACUUAAUUGCAUGGAUUAACUGUAGAUUGUUAACCCACUGAGUUGCAUUGUGCUCUGAUACACCCUACUUUAUCAUUUUAUUCUGUCUAAUGCCGGAUGAUUUUACUUGUCAAGGGGAGAGUGCUGGCGCUUAAUGGGUUUUCGUCAACAACUGUUUACUUCACAAGCCCUAGGAUGAGCAAAUGAUAAUCCCUUAUUAUAUGAUCGUUACAGGAACAAGAUUCCGACCACUUUCGUUGGAACUUCCCAAACCACUAUUCCCAAUAGCAGGCUAUCCUCUUAUCCAUCACCAUAUCGAGGCAUGCAGCAAGGUAUGUUCAUUUAUAAAAUAAAUACUGCUUUGUAUGACAAAAUAGAUUAUCCACAAGAGAAUGUUUACCAACGACUUGAUAAACAUUUUAGGUACCCAACAUGAAGGAAAUUGUCUUAAUUGGUUACUACCAACAGAAUGAAUCAUUAUCAAGAUUUAUUGCAUCCGUACAACAUGAAUUCAAUGUUCCUGUACGGUAUGUAUGCAGAAUAUAAUGCUCUGAUCGACAAGUAGAAGACAGAAGUUAUCUAGUUAUUGCAUCAUUGUUUUAACUGCAGGGCAGCAGAUACAGUAGACUUGCUCCAAGUCUCUCUUUCAUUGUCAUAUACAGUAGUAUCUAUCCACUAUAGUGUACAUUACAUGACGUAGUACAGAGGGGCGGAGCGAGAAAGAGAGACUUGUCAACUUCGGAAAAUAUCGGUUCAAAACUGAACUGAAAAUUCAAGAGUUGCUUUAAUUGUUUUCUGUCAGUGUUAAUUAUAUGUAUUGAUCUAGCACAAUGUAAAUAACAUGAGUUCCAUUAUAGUAAAUAAUACAGAAAGAAAUUGAAGGAAAACAAUUAAAGCAAGUCUUGCAUUUUCGGUUCAUUUUUGAACAGAGAUUUUCCGAAGUUGACAAGUCUCUCUUUCUCACUCCGCCUUUCCGUGCUAUGUCAUGUAAUGUACACUAUAGUGUAUCGAUACGACAAUGAAAAAGAGACUUGAAGCAAGUCUACAGAUACAGUAGUCUCAGGUCUCACAGGUGGACUUACAUGUACAGCUCUCCCAGUCAGAGCUGCCAAGAGGUUGUGCUCAUGGGUCCAGGGCAAAACUCCCAGGGGCUCUCAUGACGUCAAAAUUGUAAAACACGGGAAAGCAGUGUUUUGUGAUAUAUUUUGCUUUUUUGAAUAUUAACCAUCACUGUCUCAGUUAGGAUUGAUAUUCUUGGUUGAGCAAUCAUUGAUCCAGAAAUUUUUAAGGCCUUUGUUGUUGCUUUGGAUCCCUUUUAUGUGCUGGGGCCUCGGGCAAAGUGCCCCUCCCUCGGCAGUCCUGCUCACGGUAUUUCAGGGAAAUAAUAAAGGCAUGCCAAUUAAUUGCAAAAAUGAUCAUGCCCUUCCCACAGACCAGAUAGUGACUUUUUCAACCUUGGAAAAAUACUUGAAAGCUAUCAAACUACGAAUAUCGAACUCACAAUUAAAUUAAUAAAAAGAAACUUUAUGUUAUAAAUACUAAAAGUUUAAUCUGGGUUAUAGCAAUGAACAGAAAAUUUUAGAAACUAUCCACCUUCGUACAAUUAGCCCAUUAUCUCUCAGAACUUCUAUCCAUUUGCCUCCAAAUACAAGAUCACUGUUCAAUCAGCCAAACAAAACAAGUAAUACCUAGUCCUAUACCAAAAUAAUAAGUGAAAGCACUAUCAUUAGUUAAUAUGUAAGGAUUUUUUCCCAGCUACUUACAGGAAUUCCAGCCUCUUGGAACCGUUGGAGGACUUUAUCAUUUUCGAGACCAGAUAAUGCUUGGUAAUCCAUCAGCGCUGAUAGUUCUGUAUGCUGACAUCAGCUCAGAUUUCCCUCUGAAAGAAAUGUGGGAAUUUCACAAAAAGCAUAAUCAUGGCAAACACACAGUCAUGGGAACAGAGGUAGUGAGCUAGCUAACUUUUUGCUCCAUCUACAUCAAUAUUUUGUUUUCAUCUCUCAAUGGUCUUACCCUAAACCUCAGGAUAUACAGUAAGCCUUGGGCUGAUAAUCGUUCGUAAGCAUUUUUGAUGGGCAUAAUAUGGGGGCAAGACAGCCCUGUAAGAUAACUUCCACACACACACACACACACACAAAGGUUUGGCUAGAUCCAUUCAUCCAUCCCUACCAUUUACUUCCACGACAAAUUUGCCAUACACAAGAUUCAGAACUAUACGUUCAAAAAAUAUUUUUAACAUUUUUUUUAGUCCAAUCCGAGUCAAGCUUCAGACAAUGGAGUAAUGGUGGAAGAUCCUGACACACAUGAAGUAGAAAAUUUAAAUCACUUCAUGUUUUUUAUUUGUGUAAUUCCAAUUACACUAUGCCAUUCUCCUUAAAUUAAUCUCUCAAUUUUUGUUUGCCAUGUGUAGUUGUUACAUUAUGUGGAGAAACCAGAAACGUAUGUCAGCAGUUUGAUUAACUGUGGUGCUUAUAUAUUCUCACCAACAAUAUUCGAUGCUCUCAAAGAGUUAAGACAGAAAAAUGUUGAAAGAUCCAGGUAGGUUUUACCAUAAUAUGAAUUCUGAAACCCAAAGUAAUUUUAUGUUUAUAGUUAGGCUUAUCUAAUUAGGAUUAGAAAUAAGUGUGUUACCUUAGGGUGUGGGUUGGGGUUAAGGUACCGUAGGGCAAGGAUUAUUAGGUUGAGCCAAAGGUAGGGCAAAGGUAAAGUCUAGGUUGUACAUGCAAUUUUUUCUUGUGUUUCCAACGCAAGAGAAAAAAUCGCACAUGUACUUUGGCAAUUGUUGCCAAAAGUUAAAUGAUUUAACGGCAAUGAUUGCUGAAAAUAUCAAAUUACAACUGAUUAUAUUUAGUCAGCCAGCCAAUGAGAAUUGCUUUACUUGACAAGUGGACUGGUAAAUCGCAUGUUUAACUCGAGCGGUAGAAGCUGCAAUGUGCCCUUUAUUACUUCACUCUGUUAACUAGUCACAGGGGGAGAGCCAUGCACAUUAAUGAUUAAGUGACAUUUUCAUAUUUUAUGUUUCAUUGUAGUGAGCUAUCAUAUUCAAAUAAUGUUGGCAGAAUAAUGAUGGGAGAACAAUUAAUGCCAUACUUAUCUGGACAAGGAGCUGUCUAUGUGUUCAAAACUAAUCACUUCUGGACAGUUUUGAAAAGUGCAGGGUAUGCUACAGUACACUUGACUUAAACUGAUACAUGCACAAGAUAGUAUUCCUUGUAUAGGACCUAUAGGUUGGUGUUGUUGAUAUUAAUUACCACACAGUCAUACAUGUAACACAGAAUAGAGACCAUACAGAAGACGGCCUUCUUGGUUUUGCCUAUGGUUUUGGCAUAACUGUUGCAAUGUUGUCACCAUGUUCCUAGCCAGUGUGCUUAUGAGAGACAUUCACCCCCCUGAAAAUAUUCAAAAUGGAACAUGUUCAGGAGGGUGAAUGCCUCUCAUAUGUGCAACAUUUGGCUAGGAACAUGAUGAGUACAUUUUGGUGACGAAUCAUUGCAAAUCAUGGUGUAGCCUGCGAACAGGCUCUCAAGCUGAAUUGAGAGCCUACAUCGAUGACUAAUGAAUUUGAAUAUCUGCGUCUCAAAUCGUGACGCGAAAUUCUCAUUGGUCAGAUGCUAUAAUUUAUAUUAUUCCGCUGAGCUCUAUGUAUGUCAACUGUUGCACUAUGCAUAAAAAACACAUUAACUGAUCAAAUUGAUCUUGGCCAUCUUAUCUCAAAGCACGAAAUGUUCUGUUUUGAGAAAACAGUAUUUAAAACAUUUAAACUUUUGCUUGAAUAUCUUAAAUUUCGAAAAACAGUAUAAACUGUACGGUCUAAAUUUAGUUUGCACGGUCUAAAUUUAGUUUGCAUGAAAGUUGUAAACAACACCAUAUAAGGAUAGACAUUCCAUAUUUGGAAAAAUGAACGUUACGGGGCAGAUAUUCAAAUUCAUUGGUCAUCGAUGCAGGCUCUCAAUUCAGCUUGAGAGCCUGUUCGCAGGCUAAUCAUGGUGUGACGGCAGUUACGUUUUUUGGCCGAGGCAGCUUUCUGUAUGGUUUAUAUUCUGUGGUCAUAACUAGUAGUUUAUUCAGAGGCAAAUAAAGAAGAGAGAUGUAUCUAUCAACACUUCUAAAAUUGACCAUGGGUUGCUACACUAUAAUGCCACCAAAACCGGCCUAUAAAUCUAAACAUAUACAUCUGACAUGAUUCCUAACCUACUAGAUUUAUUACUAAUAGCUACAUUCUGUACCUUACAGGUCCGCAAUCUUUGCCAAUAGAAAUUUCCUUGAGUUAUACAAAACAAGGCACCCAGAUCGCCUCACACUAAACAAAGAUAAUAAGCCAACAAUUAUAGGUUUGUACAGUACAUAUUUUAGAUUAAAUUAAUAACCUUCCUUUUACAAUGUAUUUAUCUUUCCACACAUUUCUGCUUAGGUGACGUGUUCAUUCAUCCUACAGCUUCGGUUGACUCUACUGCCGUAGUAAGUUUCUGCAGGUUUUUAAAUUGCAAAUUGAAUACCAGAUUUCAUAUAGUACACUAAAAAUAAAUUCUUUUGACUUGUAGAUUGGGCCCAAUGUGUCCAUAGGCAGUGGAGUUAUUAUUGGUCCAGGUGCAAGGGUCAAAGAUGCCAUUAUUUUAGAUAAGGCAGAAAUUAAGGUACUGUAUAUGAAUGUCUUUGUUUUGGUAAUAUUGAACUCCUACUAUAACUACUUAAAAUUACUAAUGUGCCUACUUUAUUCUUUUACUCUGUCUAAUGCCAGAUGAUUUUUCUCAUCAAGGGGAGAGCACUGGCAUGCACUCAAUGAGUUAAUCAAUAAAUUGAAAAAAAACAAUGUUUUUAAAUUAAAGAUGUGGUACAGUCCGUAUGUAAACAAAGGCUUUGUUUACAUUUCAGUAUCCAAAAUAUUGAAUUUUAUUCGACAACUAUUUACUGUAUAUUUUCAUGAUUCUAGAGUAUAAUAAAUUAUCAAGAGACAACAAUCAAGCUUUGCAAGAACAUAAAAUUAAAUAAAAACCUUAUAAACUGUUUGUAAAUAAAAAGAGGGCUCCUUUGUGCACAUGCACAGAUCGGCCUGUAUCACAUCUUUAAGAGAUGGCACUAACUUUGCACAAAAGCUGAAAAAAAAACAGACAAAGAUAUAAUAUAUAUUUGGCUUUGUGUUGCAGUUUCACAAAGAAAUAACGUGUAUGUAACAGUGGUUAAAGAAAGAGGUUUGAUUCAAGCUUGAACGAUUUUAAAAGUAAUUCAACUUUUACUCUACGUUUCAGGACCAUUGUUGCAUCUUAUACAGUAUAGUUGGUUGGAACUGUGUCAUUGGAGCGUGGUCAAGAAUCGAAGGCACUAAGUUUGAACCAAAUCCUAAUGAACCCCAUGCUCGUUUAGCUAGCGAGUCUCUCUUUCAGAAAAAUGGACGAUUGAUCGCAUCUACGACUGUGCUAGGUAAACACAGGAGUUUUGAUACUGUCAAGUUUAUCUACUGUAGAUCUAAGCUAGGAUGCACUGGAUAUUAUAAACAGACAUUAAUUUGACAUGCCUUUUUCUUUUGUCCAGGACGUAAUGUUGUAAUCAAUCCUGAACUGUUGGUGCGAAACUCUAUUGUGUUACCAUACAAAGAACUGUCAUCAAGUUUUAAAAAUGAAAUCAUUUUAUGAUACAAAAAUAAGGAAACAUAUGAUUAUGCAUAGACCUUUCUAAUACCGGUAAUAAAAAGGUUCAGAAGUUCUUUAGGACUUUGAAUGAAAACUAAUGUUAUUAGCAAUUACUGGUAAAAAGGAUCAUACAGUACCUUUAGUUAGUAAUGUUUUGUUGUUUUUCUUGAACAUACAUACAGAUCCUCAGUCAAUUCUCAUUAAGGUCUAUAAACUAUAUAAUAUAUGGAUUAUGGUACAGUAAUAUACACAGUUAGAUAAAUUAUUUGCAAAUGACCAAACACAUUUUUUCCUUACCUUGCUGAAUAGAUUGAAAAUCAGAUUGACAUGUAGAAUACAAAAAUAGCCAAAAAAUAUAUAAAAAAAGCAAUACUCAAAGUACUGUGUAUUCACAUCUAUAUCAUGAAGUUACAGUUUGUAUAAAUAAAGUAUGUGCUUGGUAUUAAUGUAGUCCUUUUUAUAUGGUAGUCUGUAUUCCAAGGAUUGAACGACACCAUUAUAUGACGUCUGGCCCUCUGU
Molecule: messenger RNA, 8174 nt
Organism: Paramuricea clavata
Lineage: Eukaryota; Metazoa; Cnidaria; Anthozoa; Malacalcyonacea; Plexauridae
Source: the annotation of a GenBank genome assembly